Molecule: messenger RNA, 1512 nt
Organism: Varanus komodoensis (Komodo dragon)
Lineage: Eukaryota; Metazoa; Chordata; Lepidosauria; Squamata; Varanidae
Gene: CHRNB1
Product: cholinergic receptor nicotinic beta 1 subunit
Exons: 11
Coding region: 1-1479 (492 amino acids)
Biological process (GO): nervous system process; chemical synaptic transmission; monoatomic ion transmembrane transport
Cellular component (GO): neuron projection; synapse; postsynaptic membrane
Molecular function (GO): transmembrane signaling receptor activity; acetylcholine-gated monoatomic cation-selective channel activity
Source: RefSeq, a predicted model, not a curated record
AUGGCGGGCGCGGCGCUGCUUCGCGGGCUCCUCUGGGCGCUCUGCGCGGGCGCCAUAAGCGCCUCGGAAAUUGAGGGCCGCCUGCUGGAGAAACUCUCCCAGAACUACUCCAAGACCGUCCUUCCGAUUCGCCGUGUCGCCGACAAAGUCCCCGUCCGGAUCGGCAUGUCCCUGUCCCAGCUCAUCAGCCUGAAUGAAAAAGAUGAAGAACUGACCACAAAGGUUUAUAUGGAUCUGGAGUGGAUCGACUACCGCCUGACGUGGGACCCUGCCGACUUCGACGGCAUCACCUCCAUCAGGAUUUUCUCCGAUGAGGUGUGGCGCCCGGAUAUCUUCCUCAUGAACAACAACGACGGCGUCUUUGACAUCGCCCUGAAAGUGAACGUCCUGGUCAGCCACGACGGGUCCGUCCGGUGGCAGCCGCCGGCCGUUUAUCGGAGCAGCUGCAGCAUCCAGGUGACCUACUUCCCGUUUGACUGGCAAAACUGCACGAUGGUCUUUCGCUCGUACACGUACGACGCCUCGGAGGUGACGCUGCUGCACCCGCUCGGCAAGGACGGGAAGGAGCGCAAGGAGGUCGUCAUCUACAAGAACACGUUCAUCGACAACGGGCAGUGGGAGAUCUGGCACAAGCCGUCCCGGAAGAACACGCUGCCCGGGGAUCCGCUGUACGAGGACAUCACCUUCUACCUCAUCAUCCGCCGCAAGCCGCUCUUCUACCUCAUCAACGUUGUCAUCCCCUGCGUCCUGAUCACCGUCCUGGCCAUCUUCGUCUUCUACCUGCCCCCGGACGCUGGCGAGAAGAUGACGCUCUCCAUCUUCGCGCUGCUCACCCUCACCGUCUUCCUGCUCCUGCUGGCCGACAAGGUGCCCGAGACGUCCCUGGCCGUGCCCAUCAUCGUCAAGUACCUCAUGUUUACCAUGGUCCUCGUCACCUUCGCGGUCAUCCUCAGUGUGGUGGACCUCAACCUGCACCACCGCUCGCCCACCACCCACGAAAUGCCCUUCUGGGUGAGGCAGAUUUUCAUCCACAAGCUCCCUCGGUAUCUGGGUCUGCGGCGCCCAAAGCCAGAACCCCUCCCCAAACCCGCCCCCUCACACAUGAAACAAGAAAUCACCGUGAAGAGGGGCCACCGUGCCGACCAGUAUUUCAUCCGUACCCCUGCCUACAACUUCCCCAAUCCCGACAGGUUCCACCUGGAGAUGUUCUCCACGGACAUGAGGAGGUUCAUCGACGGCCCGAGCCACUGCCUUGUCCUCCCCCCGAACCUGAAAUCCGCUGUCGAUGCCAUCACGUACAUCGCUGAGCACCUGCAGGAGCAGGAGGACUACGACGCGCUGAAGGAGGACUGGGAAUACGUGGCCAUUGUCGUGGACCGCCUCUUCUUCUGGACUUUUAUCAUCUUCACCUCUCUCGGCACCCUCAGCAUCUUCCUGGACGCCACGUACAACCUGCCCCCCAACCAGCCGUUCCCAUGAGCUCCCCGCCGGCUGCCCCCUUCUCCGCAAGGG